Chiloscyllium plagiosum (whitespotted bambooshark) is the source of this 2176-nucleotide messenger RNA. Its product is annotated as gap junction delta-2 protein. Gene Ontology annotation, biological process: cell-cell signaling. The record is from RefSeq and is a predicted model, not a curated record. NCBI's taxonomy places the organism in Eukaryota, Metazoa, Chordata, Chondrichthyes, Orectolobiformes, Hemiscylliidae. Gene Ontology annotation, molecular function: gap junction channel activity. Gene Ontology annotation, cellular component: connexin complex.
CAAAAUCAGCAAAUGAACCUUUAACGCGGCGAAGUCACUUCGGGGGGUGAAAGCAUUCAUUCGGAAGACGUUAAUCCAUUAUUAUGUAUCCAUAAUGACGGUUAGCUUUGCUAGUCUUUCAAUCCAGGUAGCCGAGCGUCUCAAGUCCAGGAAAUACCAAAGGAUUUUGCUGACUGUGGUGGUGAUCUUCCGGAUCCUGGUCGUAGCGAUAGUCGGAGAGACGGUGUAUGAUGACGAGCAGACCAUGUUUGUCUGCAACACGCUGCAGCCAGGAUGUAACCAAGCCUGUUAUGACAAGGCUUUUCCCAUCUCCCACAUAAGGUACUGGGUAUUCCAGAUCAUCAUGGUGUGCACUCCCAGCCUUUGCUUUAUCACGUACUCAGUCCACCAGUCCUCCAAGCAGCGGGAGAGACAAUACUCCAGUGUGUUCCUCACUAUGGAAAAGGACAAGAGAGAGGACAACAAGAUUAAGAACACAAUGGUGAACGGGGCUCUCCAGAACUCAGAAAACUCCAUGAAAGGGACACAGGCAGACUUCUUAGAAGUGAAACAAAUACAAAAUUCCUCUGCCAGAAACAGUAAGAUGUCAAAGAUACGGCGGCAGGAAGGAAUUUCCCGUUUCUACAUCAUCCAAGUUGUUUUCAGAAAUGCUUUGGAGAUUGGUUUCCUCAUGGGGCAGUAUUUCCUCUACGGUUUCAAUGUCCCUUCUAUGUAUGAGUGUGACCGUUACCCGUGUGUUAAAGAGGUUGAGUGCUACGUGUCCAGACCAACGGAAAAGACGGUCUUUCUCGUCUUCAUGUUCGCCGUGAGCGGACUCUGUGUCGUCCUCAACCUGGCAGAACUGAAUCACCUGGGCUGGAGGAAGAUCAAGACAGCUGUCAGAGGGGCGCAGGAGCGGCGAAAAUCUAUCUAUGAAAUCAGAAACAAGGACUCGCCUCACCGAAUGGGGGUACCGAACUUUGGGAGGACUCAAUCCAGCGACUCGGCUUAUGUGUGAGCCUGAAAUCCCCCUCAGCCUCAUGCCAUUUCCUCAUGGCUUCAUUGCCAAGGUAAUGUUAGACAAUAUUGAACAUAAUAUCCCAAGGGAUGACUCUUUGGCUACAAUCUUGUAACGUUGCCCCCUAUCUUGGAAGCUGCCAAAUGGAAUCUAAAUAUUUGAACUCGGUCCUGAAUAUCAGAUUGAAAGCACUGCAUUUCCGCCUUGUCGAGAGGUAGCAACAAAUAACUGCUCUCACCUAUUUUGUUGUGCACUUUAAAACUUUCACAUAUAAGUAGCUCUUUCAAACGUGUAGAUAUGUAACUAGGACAAGGUUAAAACAAACCUUGCACGAUAUGUUUGCUGGAGGAUUGGAGUGAACGGAAUGGUUUCUAUCUGACAAUACAGAACAAGCCCGGGUACCCACAAUAUUUACACUCUCUCACUAACAGGCUUCCCAGGGAUAUCUAUCCAGCCAGCGGGCUGCAGUGCUAUCUCACUUGCUGUUCCUCGGUGAAUGGAAAUGGUAUGGAAUACAUUGCGAUCUUGCUUCAAGAUCACACGCAAACUGUGUUUAGAGGUGUGCGUUUUAGCACAGGUUUGUGAGUCCUGUGCACAGAGGGUAGAAUCUGGAGUAGACAACAGUUGUAAGUUAUACUGUGAUUACGAAUAUUGUUCAUUUAAAUGUAACCACGUACAGUUGAAAUGACGUCCUUUUAGACAAUCUAUUUUGUACCAAGCAACCCUAGUCUUCAUACUGUGAUUGGAAUAUUGCCCUGUAUUUGCCUAUCUGUCCCCACCGUCAACCUUAAAUGUACGGACAUCUUUGUAUCCGAGUUUAUUUGAAAUACCAUAUGCAACAUUUUUACAUUCUCAACGGCUAGCAGGCUGUGCACAAGUCAGAGAUUUGUUUAUUAUAUUGAUUAAUAUUAUUCCCUAUGCUUUGAGUAGUUCAUGGUGUGUAUAGCUGAAUGGAACAAAGCGCCUGACAAUCAGUGUAUAAACUAUUUCCCUUUUAUAAAAUUCAAUUCUGAUAACUGACAAAGCAAACAAAGUUCUCACAGGUCCCCUGACCAUUUUUAAUUCUUCAGUCAAUAGAUUGGGGAUUAAAACAGAGGUGGCCUCAUUUAAAACAAAAGAGCUAAAUUAUCUUUUCCUACAAUUACAUAACAUGAAGUUGUUUUUUAUUUGGAAGUCAAU